UAUUGUUGUCAUUGGAAUAUGAUUUAUUGAAGACAUUUUAAUAAUAUUUUAAUAAACAUAAUAUUUUUAUAAUCAUGGAGGGAAAACAACCAGUAGCGGACAGACUGAAACAGGCUCUUGUAUUGACCAAAUGUUGCUUUUGCAUGGACCUUAGAACGGGAUCCUUGAUAAUUGUGUAUUAUGCCUUGUUUUCUAGUAUAAUCAACGUUCUAAUAUUUCUAUUGAGCGGGUUAAAGUCCGAUUUCGACGGAAUGGUUGCAAAACAAGAGGGACAAUUGGAUACAUUCAAUAAAACAGAAAUCAUAGUCGUGAUACUAAUCUCCGUCAUGAAUAUAGCGAUCUGUGUUAUCUGCUUGCUUGGAAUAUAUCGGAACAUACCGCACUACGUGUAUAUAUAUCUGGUUUAUAAUUUGAUCUACAUCGUCGUGAUCAUCUUGCUGUUACUAGCAAGUGUCAUCACGGGACAUGAUGACCUAGAACUUUUGUUCUGGCAUAUAAUAAGUAUACUACUGUAUGUUUAUUUCUAUUUGGUAGUGAGAAGUUACUACUUAACAAUGGCAGGCUCACCCCCUGCUCGACAAUAGGAAGUUGAUGACGACUUCACUACAGGACUUCAAUAUCUAUAUGUACUUACCAAUAAUAAAGAUUACUAGUGUACUCAACAUUCUAGGAUUUCUAUGUGACGUGAUAAUGCCCGAUGAUGAUGGAAUGGCAAAGGAGGAUAAAUUGGAUAUAUUCAAUUUAACAGUAACCAUAGUCGUGAUAAUAAUCUGCAUCAUGAAUAUAGCGACGUGCGUUAUCUGCUUGCUUGGAAUAUAUCAGGACAUACCGGAAUACGUGUAUAUAUAUCUGAUCUAUUCUUUGGUCUACCUCGUCGUGAUCAUCUUGCUGUUACUAGCAAGUGUCAUCACGGGACGUGCUAGCAUAGGAUUUUACUUCUGGGAUAUAAUAAGUAUACUACUAUUUUUUUAUUUCUAUUUGGUAGUGAGAAGUUAUUAUUUAACAAUAGGAGGCUGACCCCCUGCUCGACAAUAGGAAGUUGAUGACGACUUCACUACAGGACUUCAAUAUCUAUAUGUACUUACCAAUAAUAAAGCUCGGACCAGUUUCUUGUAGUAACCAAUUGUUGCUUUUGCUUCGAUCUUAGAACAGGAUCCUUGAUAAUUGUGUAUUUUACCUUGUUUCAGUUUUCAAAGUCAGUUAGUCACUCACUUAACUGAAGAGUCGAGGAAGGACGUCGAGGUCUUGAUAAGCAACCAGGAAGUCGUUGAAGUGCGUACAGUCCUACAUCAAAAGCCUCAGAACCUUUGUACUAAGACAUCCUGCGACAUAAAAGGCCAGCCAGGAGUCCGUCCCAGUCAGAAAUUGAGAACGGGUAAUUUUGGGAUCCCGGAUUCCCUGGUCAAAUCGGUCAGGAAUGAUGAAAACUAUCAUCUCUUGAAGGAUUUAGAUUACUAGUGUACUCAACAUUCUAGGAUUUCUAUGUGACGUGAUAAUGCCCGAUGAUGAUGGAAUGGCAAAGGAGGAUAAAUUGGAUAUAUUCAAUUUAACAGUAACCAUAGUCGUGAUAAUAAUCUGCAUCAUGAAUAUAGCGACGUGCGUUAUCUGCUUGCUUGGAAUAUAUCAGGACAUACCGGAAUACGUGUAUAUAUAUCUGAUCUAUUCUUUGGUCUACCUCGUCGUGAUCAUCUUGCUGUUACUAGCAAGUGUCAUCACGGGACGUGCUAGCAUAGGAUUUUACUUCUGGGAUAUAAUAAGUAUACUGGGCCCCGAGGUGGACUCGGACACGUCUCUGAACGACUACCUCCGCAACCAUCUGAACCUGCGCGGCACCAAGUACAUGUGCAAGGAGGGCGGCUGCGGCGCAUGCGUCGUCGCUGUCACCGUCAACGACCCACAUCGGAGGACCUUCUCUGUCAACUCGUGCCUGGUCUCAAUAACAUCAUGCCAAGACUGGGAGAUCACUACUAUAGAGGGGAUCGGCAAUCGAGCGCGGGGGUACCACCCCGUGCAGAGGACCCUGGCUGAGUACAACGGCACUCAGUGUGGAUACUGCAGUCCAGGGUUUGUGAUGAGCAUGUACAGUCUCCUAGAAGCCAAUCAUUAUGAUUUAACUCAGUAUGAGAUUGAAAACUCCUUCGGAAGCAACACCUGUAGAUGUACAGGCAGCAGACCUAUCCUAGACGCCUUCAAGAGCUUCGCCAAGGACGCUCCCAAACCUCCUCCGAAAAUUGAAGACAUUGAAGAUCUAAAAAUCUGCCCAGGAAAAGGCGAUUGUAAGGGAUGUGGGAAAGAUAAGAAUUGGUGUAUGGUCAGUCAGAGCGAUGUCGACCCUCCUCGGAUUAAGAAAAUCAAUCUGAAGGACGGUCACGUGUGGUACAGAGUGAAUGAGGUCGCCGAUAUAUUCACCGUGUUGGAUGCUGAGGGCUACGAGUCUUACAUGCUGGUGAACGGAAAUACUGGACGAGGUGCUGUUCCAGUUCUGGUCCAUCCGAGAGUUUUGAUAGACAUCCAGCCGAUAAAGGAACUGAAAGGAUAUUACUUAGACCAGAACCUGGUCGUGGGCGCUGGUAUAACUCUGACAGACCUGAUGGAACUGUUCAAGGACGUCUCCAAGACUCACGAGGAGUUUCAGUAUCUGUACAAGCUCUAUGAACAUUUAGAUUUGGUCGCCCACAUUCCUGUGAGAAAUAUUGGUACUGUAGCUGGGAAUCUCAUGACAAAAUAUCGUCUGCACGCUUUUUCUUCAGAUAUAUUUUUAUUGUUGGAAACUAUAGGAGCUGUGUUAGUUAUAGGUGAGUAUUCAAAUAUCAAAAUCAAAUAACAACUUGUAUUUUUC
Messenger RNA from Spodoptera frugiperda (fall armyworm), 2839 nucleotides. RefSeq lists its product as uncharacterized. Gene Ontology annotation, molecular function: oxidoreductase activity; 2 iron, 2 sulfur cluster binding; iron ion binding. The record is from RefSeq and is a predicted model, not a curated record. The transcript is spliced from 17 exons. The coding region runs from base 1496 to 2824 and encodes 442 amino acids. NCBI's taxonomy places the organism in Eukaryota, Metazoa, Arthropoda, Insecta, Lepidoptera, Noctuidae.